AUCCCCUCCUGCAACAAGCCGCCCUACGACUCGACGUCAGGAGAAAGGAGGGACAAGCCACCUUGGUAACUAGUCAUCUAGUUACCUAGAAGGGGAAUGUUUUACGGAAUCGCUUUUUGCAUUGUUACAUCGGAGGACGGAACCCUCUCCGGGUCACGACCCUUUGGACUCCAAACGAACGUCAACUGGUUGCUCCACCCCUGUAAAACCCCGGAUCGCCACCAUGGCUUGAUCGCAGCAGGUUGCGAUCUCCAGUGGCUUGAUGCGCCAUGUUCUGUGGCUUUCGGCUAAGAUGCUGCUGGCCCUUUUCGGUGGCAUGGUGGAGUUGAUGAAUGGUCUUCUCGUCAGACCCUGGUCGUUGCCGUUCUGGAUUUUGGGACGGCAGCAAGGAGAAGGAACUCGAAAGCAACGCGGAAGGGGAAUGAAUGGUGGUUGCCCGUCCACAUCCCCGGCACUUGCUACCCUCUCACGGGGGCGCUUAUAAAACAACCACUCAACGCUAAG
Molecule: messenger RNA, 504 nt
Organism: Chaetomium fimeti
Lineage: Eukaryota; Fungi; Ascomycota; Sordariomycetes; Sordariales; Chaetomiaceae
Exons: 2
Coding region: 263-484 (73 amino acids)
Source: RefSeq, a predicted model, not a curated record